AUGAGUGGACAAACGAGCAUCCAUUUGCCCGAACCUUCCGCAAUUCAAAAGGCCGUUCCUGUUGAGGAAUUCUUGCAAAUCAAAGAACAGUAUGACUCAGAACAUCCUUUGAUAACAUUACAAACCAAAUUUAACUUAGCAUGGGCUCUCGUUUGCUCGGAAAAUCUUCAGCAGGUUCAACAAGGUCUUACUUUGUUCUGCACUGUCUACAGAGACUUCCCUGAGCGUCGCCUGGAGGCUUUAUACUACAUUGCACUAACACAGUAUAAGAUAAAGCAAUACGAAGAAUCUCGUCGGUACCUGAACAUGCUUCUUGCCAAGGAUCCUUCAAACUCCCAAGCGUUGAAGCUGAAGUCUUUGUUGUAUAAUGCCGUCACAACAGAAGGAUACAUUGGGAUGGCCGUUGUAGCAGGUGCAGUUGUUUCAGCUGCCGCAUUGGUUGGUUGGGCUUCCAAGCGUAUAUUUUCCAGACGACGAUAG
This is a messenger RNA of Schizosaccharomyces osmophilus, 480 nucleotides long. It is a transcript of the gene fis1, whose product is annotated as mitochondrial fission protein Fis1. The record is from RefSeq and is a predicted model, not a curated record. Gene Ontology annotation, biological process: autophagy of mitochondrion; peroxisome fission; mitochondrial fission. The transcript has a single exon. Gene Ontology annotation, cellular component: mitochondrial outer membrane; peroxisomal membrane. Bases 1 to 480 code for a protein of 159 amino acids. Gene Ontology annotation, molecular function: protein binding. NCBI's taxonomy places the organism in Eukaryota, Fungi, Ascomycota, Schizosaccharomycetes, Schizosaccharomycetales, Schizosaccharomycetaceae.